AAUUUUAUAUUACAAGAUAGAACAUCACCCUUAAUAGAACAAUUAUCCUAUUUUCAUGACCAUGCAUUAAUAAUUUUAGUAAUUAUUACAGUUUUAGUAGGUCAAUUAUAUUUUUUUUUAUUUUUUAAUAAAUUUUUACAUCGAAACCUUCUAGAGGGGCAAUUAAUUGAAAUUAUUUGAACUAUUUUACCAACAAUUACUUUAAUUUUUAUUGCUAUUCCAUCUUUACGAUUAAUUUAUAUUUUAGAUGAAGUUAAUAAUCCAGCUAUUACUAUUAAAACUAUUGGACAUCAAUGAUACUGAUCAUAUGAAUAUUCAGAUUUUAAAAAUGUAGAAUUUGAUUCAUAUAUAAUUCCAACUAAUGAAUUAAAUAACUUUAAUUUCCGAUUAUUAGAUGUUGAUAAUCGAAUUGUUGUUCCCUUCGAAACUAAUAUUCGAAUAUUAGUAACUGCAGCUGAUGUUAUUCAUUCUUGAACUAUUCCUUCAUUAGGAGUAAAAAUUGAUGCUACACCCGGACGUCUAAAUCAAAUUAGCUUUUCUCUUAGACGAUCAGGAAUUUUUUUUGGACAAUGUUCAGAAAUUUGUGGUGCAAAUCAUAGAUUUAUCCCUAUUGUACUGGAAAGAAUUUCUCCUAAAUAUUUUUCCAAAUGA
Messenger RNA from Diabrotica virgifera virgifera (western corn rootworm), 651 nucleotides. RefSeq names its product cytochrome c oxidase subunit 2-like. Gene Ontology annotation, molecular function: cytochrome-c oxidase activity; copper ion binding. Lineage: Eukaryota; Metazoa; Arthropoda; Insecta; Coleoptera; Chrysomelidae. Gene Ontology annotation, biological process: ATP synthesis coupled electron transport. The record is from RefSeq and is a predicted model, not a curated record. Gene Ontology annotation, cellular component: membrane.